Esox lucius (northern pike) is the source of this 5650-nucleotide messenger RNA. It is a transcript of the gene miga2, whose product is annotated as mitoguardin 2. The coding region runs from base 693 to 2516 and encodes 607 amino acids. The transcript is spliced from 15 exons. Gene Ontology annotation, biological process: mitochondrial fusion. The record is from RefSeq and is a predicted model, not a curated record. NCBI's taxonomy places the organism in Eukaryota, Metazoa, Chordata, Actinopteri, Esociformes, Esocidae.
UACUAGUGUGUGUGCUCUGCAAAAUGCGGCGCUUGGUGAUAAUGCCCUUCUACUGCGCUUUGGAUGCCCAAUACAUUGGUGUAGUGGCUGAACAUUAGCUAAACUUCUGAGUUAUUUCUCCUAUCCUUAUAAUGAUUAGCUCGUGAUUAGAAAGGCCGCUUUUAGUUUUCCAUCAUGGUGCGUUUUAGCACCUUAUGACUGUCUGAUGCUGACAGCCAGGACAGAUUGAAGGCAACAUUACAGUAGAUGUGAGUGCGCGAAUCAAAGUCCUAGCUAAUACUGGACUGUUGCGGUCUAUCGGGCUAACUAGCAUGGUGGUCAGCAAUCGGCAAACCAUAUUUUGUAAUAUUCCAAUCGUAGCCUGAACCUUCUUGAUGAUAUAAAGGUGUGCAUGUUUCAAGAAAGAUGGUACCUCCGUGUAAAUAACGAACAGAGCCGGACAACAGGACCAGUGUGGACAGAGCUGUGUCUCUCCAAAGACAGCUCUGUUGCACUGGCUGCAACUACUCUCUGACACUGGAACUGUACAGAUCCCAGACAGGCUCAGAAGUGACUGACCACAGCCCAUUCAGAACCAGGACCUGGCACUGGGCUGGUUCUUCUAACCAAACAGAGAAGGUCCAAUCAAGGAAGACCCUUAGGAGGUCCAUUAAAGGGCUGGUCGGAGGCUCUGUGGACUUUUACCCAUUGAAAUGUCAAUCGGAAGGGCAGAAGGGAUGUCUAUCGCCCAGGCCUUAGCCAUGACAGUGGCUGAAAUCCCUGUUUUUCUCUACUCCACUUUUGGACAGUCCAUAUUCUCUCAGCUGAAGCUCUCUCCGAGUCUGAAGAAGGUGCUGUUUGCCACUGCCUUGGGGAGCGUGGCCCUGGCUCUCACCGCCCACCAAAUGAAGAGACGCGGUCGCAAACGCAAACAAGCGACGUCUACGAAUGACGAGCAGAAGCCGGUGGGAAUACCAGAAGCUUUGCUCCGGUCAGGACGACCGUCAUCCCUGAAGAGAGGUGGUCCGUUUCCUGGGCGACAGAUGAUGAGUCCCAGCACGCGAAGCAACGACACCAUGAGUGGCAUCUCCUCUCUAGCCCCCAGCAAACACUCUAGCUCCUCCCACAGCAUAGCCUCUAUGCGAGUCCCACCCUCUCCAAACCAGUCGGCCAAUCCGUUGACUGCCUGGGAGACUGAGCCGGUGCAGGAGGAGUCAGGAUCCGUGGAGGAUGCAAAUGCAGAGAACCUGUACAUCAUUGGCAUGGAGCUGUUUGAGGAGGCCCUUCAGAAGUGGGAGCAGGCACUGAACAUCCGCCACCGCUCCCACUCCAGUGCCUCCAACGCCAGCACCAGCCUGACCCUAGACGUGCCGGCAGCCUCUCCCAAACAGCCCACGGUACGCCACAGAACAAUCUCACUCUCAACGUCUGAGUCGCGUAACAAGGUCUUUGCUGAGAAGCUGGAGACUCUCCUUCACCGGGCAUACCACCUGCAGGAAGACUUUGGCGCCACCAUUCCCCCAGAUAGCCUGCUGGCUGACUUUGAGAGCGAGGGAACCCUCAUCAUGCCAAACUUGGAGAGUAGAAUGCGCGAUGAUGACACCACAACAAUCACUUCGGAUGAUUCCUUUUUCUCAGCGGCAGAGCUGUUUGACAACCUAUCUCUGGAGGAGGUGUACCAGCCUCUAAGGCCGGCUGCUCUUUACGACGAGGCUCUGUCACUAGUGCAGGCAGGCGGUGUUCCCUGUCGAGCGCUCCGAACUGAUCUGCUAGAAUGCUACGGUGACAAAGACUUCCUUGCCAAACUCCACUGUGUCAGACAAGCUUUUCAGGUUCUUUUGCUGGAUGAAACUCACCGCACGUUCUUCAUGGAGUCCGGCAAGCAGAUGAUCACCGGACUCAUGACCAAAGCAAAUAAGAGUCCCAAAGCCUUCCUAGAAGCCUAUGAAGACAUGCUUCUUUACACCCAGAGAGAAGAGACUUGGCCGGUCAGCAAGAUGGAGCUGGAGGGCCGAGGGGUGGUGGUUAUGAACUUCUUUGACAUUGUGCUGGACUUCAUCCUAAUGGACGCCUUUGAGGAUCUAGAGAGCCCCCCCUCGUCCGUGGUGGCUGUGCUUAGAAACCGCUGGCUCUCGGACAGCUUCAAGGAGACGGCCCUGGCAACUGCAUGUUGGUCCGUUCUGAAGGCCAAGCGGCGUCUGCUGAUGGUUCCUGAUGGAUUCAUCUCCCACUUCUACGCCAUAUCCGAACAUGUUAGCCCAGUCCUGGCCUUUGGCUUCCUGGGGCCACGACAGCACUUAAGCGAGGUGUGCACCAUCUUUAAGCAACAAAUAGUGCAGUACCUGAAAGACAUGUUCGACCACGACAAGGUGCGCUUCACCUCGGCCCAGUCCCUGGCCGAAGACAUCCUCAGUCUGUCGCACCGCCGCAGUGACAUCCUGCUGGGAUACCUGGGCAUCCACGGCCUGCAGGAGCCCAACGGAGCCCUGCCGCAGGCCAACGCCGCCGCCGGUUUCUGUCCCUCCAACCACCACUGAAGAUGGUUUUAAACAGACUUCAACGGGGAGGCGCUACCUGAAUUUGUCCAUUAAGGAGAACAAUGUACAUUUUUAGAUUUGGCAUACGGUUCACUUCGGUGUGACCUAAUGAAAAUGUCGUCAGUGUCUGACUUGAGCUACGUGGGACGGGACUGUGUCGGUUACAACCGGACAGAUUUACCGGGGGUCAUCAUUCACAUGGUUGAGCGGAGGCAUUUACCUUAUCAGUCCGGCUGCAGUACUCCCUGCUGAGCAUCCGGCAGAACCCAGCUUGUAUUGGACUUCAUGGAACUUGUAUUGGGCUUUUAGGAACAUUAUGGCUCCAUCCACCCUCUUUCUGUUAGAAGAUCUGGAGGUUAAUUCUCCCUUCUUUCUUCCGACUUGUGAACCAACAACCAACUGACAAGAUUACGUCUAUGUUCUUGCUGUGCUGUAUGUGUGUUCUGGGACAGGGGAACCAUGGUCUCGACACUUGGCCAAAUAAAGACUUGCACUCAGAUAUGACGAUGUUGUUAGACAUGUUGCUUCGGUUCCCUCUAGGUUAAACCAUUGGACAUUUGUUUAUAAAUGUACGUAUUUAUUCCGAUAAUGUUAGGAUAACAAUAUAAUGAAAAGGGUUCCACCAGGAGAGUAAUUCUUGUAACACAGUCUGUAAGGCAAGAUGUUGGACAGUUAUCCCAGUCUGGUCCUCUGCUUGGUCCAUGCAGAGAGACACCACUGAGGAAAUUCUAAUAUACUGUGGGGUUUAUCUCUGUGACAACGCUAGUUAUAGACCGUCCCCAGGAGAACAAGAUGUAGGUUAUAAUGAGCUGCUUUGGAUGAAAUGGGAUAUGGUCACUUCUGAAGUGUGUUGUGUCUGUGUGUUUGUGAGAGUGUGUGGGAGUGUACGAGCCACAGAAAAGGUUCUCUUAUUGUCAGUAAUCACACCUUUGGUAUGUUUGGGGGAAAAAAAGAAGGAAAAAAAGCAAUACAGUACCUAAUCACGGAGUCGGUGAAGUGUAUUGUGCUCUCACUCAUAACACGCUGUUUAAUGGAGGGUUGUCAAGGAUCGUUGGCAGGCUAGUGGCCAGUCUAAUUCAAAUGACAUUAUAUAGUAUGCAGUAUGUUAGUGUGAUCUUGAUGUAAAACCUCUGUGUAUUUUUGCUGUGUAUUCUGAAUAAUUGCUUAACGAUGUCGUGUUAGCCCAGAAUCCCAACUCAAAUGUAAAUCCACAUACACUCUGCAGCCAGUUUAAGGACGCCCAUGAAGUACAGGGUCAGAACCCACUUUUCCUUUGAUGGAUUAUACUGUGCCAAAACAUUCCACAUUGAUUUUUGUCCAUGCUGACACAAUGGCCUCAUGCACUUGCAGCAGAUUGGACGGUGGUACAUUCGUGCUAAGAAUGUCCCGUUCAGAUGCAUCCCAAUGAUGCUCUAUUGCAGUAGUUUCCAACCUUUUUCAGUCACUGUACCACCAAGUAUCCCAUGUACAUUUGAUCUGUAAACACUAUGGACGUGUGAGUGCCCCCUGUGGAUAGGCUUAAUAUUUCUAGGGAUCCUUGCACCCCUGGUUUGGGGACUGCUUUAAUUGGCUGAGGUCUGGGGAUGACACAAGUUUAGAGUUUGCCUGCCCACUGGAGCUGAUAGGAUGCUAACCCACUGUGGUUGUCUGCUGCUACAGCCCAUCUAUUACAAGGACCGAUGAGUUGUGUUCUGAGAUGCUGUUCUUCACACCACUGUUGUAAGGUGAUGUUUUGUUUAUUACUGCACCUGUUUCUGGCCCAGCUAUUAACUUGUACUUUUGCCAUUUCCCUUCAACCUAUUUGGUUUCACCCACAGCACAGUUUUAUUUUAUUAUUAUUUGCACCUUAGACACAUGUUUGUGCAUGUGUGAGUGAGUGAAAGGAGCAAGGGCAAUUCUGACAAUCAUAUCACACUUAACAUUGUUCAAUUGAACAGUGACUGAAUACCCCAAGGCCUGCCGGCCUGUGUAGCUAGCCAUGAUCCUGUUUUUGUGAUUGUGGUGGUGUCCCUAAUAAACUGGCUGAAGUGAAACCAUUAUUAAGAGGAGCAUAAGAGUUUGGAUUCUUGGCUAGUAACCUUUAUCUGGAAGCGUAGCUUAAAUAUACAGUUCUACUGUUGGAUAUUGAACUAUUCUAUUACCAGUAGUCUCACUUUGUUGUGUUAUUUUCUGGCACAUGGGAGACCUUGCCUUUGUUUAUAUUUGUUGCACUUUAAUGAAAAAAAGAAAUAUUUUUAAAUGCUCUUCUAACUCUAUUUUUUUGCAAGGAAAAUAGAUAGCACACUUGAGGCAAGAUCAUUUGUAGGCCUAAUUAUACAUUGGACUUGCUCAUAGAAAAGGUACUGAUGAUGAUAUUGACUUUUAACAUACCUUACUGAUAACCCUUUGAGGUUGAGGUUUUUCCAGAAAUGUAGUCUAACGGUAAGAUGGGCAGACAAAUUACCUUUUUGUUUUCUUGUCUAUUUAGCAUGUUUUUUUGUUUUAAUUUGUAUAAAUGAUCUCAUUUGAUUGUCAAAUGAAAACUCCCCUGCCUAUUUUGGAGUCCCCUAACAUCAAAUUACUAUCAAAUGUAUAGUAGCCUAUAUGAUGUAUGAAUCUCUCAGUAUCAACAUCCCAGUAGGAAAUUAUAACAAUAGUUAUGUAUUAAUGCCCAGAAAACCGAAUGUUAGUGUUUGGGCUUUGAGAUUAGUUUACUUUUUCUUAAAGAAAAACCAACAAUAAUUUUACAUUAUUGUAUGUAUUAUCAGAGAAUCACAUUGUCCUUUGCCGCCUUUGCAUGUGGAUUCUUGUCAUAUCUGUACAGUUAUUUGUUUUUUGUCCAAUCAGUCAGCAUAGUGUUGGGUGCUUCAAUUAAAUUGGAAAUAAUUAUCUUAAUUACUGAUACUUGUAAUUUAAAAAGUAGGGGGAAAAAUUAAUCAACAAAGAAAAUAGCUGAUUUUGGGAUCACUCUGAACGGAUUAUAGCUGCUUGUAACAGUUUUCUAUGUGGAAUGUGCUUAAAUGUUAGGAUUCAGGUAUUGGGACUCUUAUGUAAGCAGAUGAGGCAGGCUAGUUAACUCUGGUUAUUCAUUCUGCUUAUGAGACUGUAGGCUUCUGAUGAUUGCAAAUGGUCACAGGAUAAAACAUUUGAAAGUA